AAUCUUGCCGUCCAAAAUGGCAGCCAAUCAUCCCCGUAGGUGGAUACCGUAAUAAACAGUAAUGAUAUUCAUAGGCCACCGUCAAUCUCACCUGAAGAGGUCUAUAGCAAGCUAUGGCUGUCAACAGUGCAAUAUUUCUCUUUUUUGCUGCUACUGUGACGGUAGUACUAGCUGCCAGUGGAACAAAAAAUGUACUCUUUAUGCCAGUUGAUGAUCUGAGGCCUGAAUUGCUGGAAGCAUAUGAUCAGAAGCAUAUUAUUACUCCAAACCUGGACAGGUUGGCCAAAGAGAGUCUUGUCUUCCAAAGAGCUUACUGUCAGCAUGCUUUGUGUAUUCCCUCGAGGAACAGUUUCAUGACUGGAAGGAGACCAGAUACAACUCACGUUUGGGCAGGAUUAGGAAAUGCUAACUUCAGAGUUACAGGCCCAGACUGGAUAUCACUUCCAGAGCACUUUAAGAACAGUGGGUACACUACACUAGGAGGAGGAAAGACAUACCAUCCCAAUAGCCCUCCUAACUGGGAUGAGCCAAAAUCCUGGUCACAAGAUCAGCCCUAUUUUCCAUUUGCACUUGUAAAGUGUCCUAAUACUACAACAACACAGAAUGAGAGAGUUGGGGGCAAUGUUGCUCCUAUUGAUACCUGGUGCCCAUUGGAUGAAAAGGAAUAUCCAGACACUUUUCAUUAUGAUUGGAAACUUGCAAACCACACAAUAUACACU
Amphimedon queenslandica is the source of this 719-nucleotide messenger RNA. Its product is annotated as iduronate 2-sulfatase-like. The annotation marks the transcript as partial. The transcript has a single exon. Gene Ontology annotation, cellular component: cytoplasm. The record is from RefSeq and is a predicted model, not a curated record. NCBI's taxonomy places the organism in Eukaryota, Metazoa, Porifera, Demospongiae, Haplosclerida, Niphatidae. Gene Ontology annotation, molecular function: iduronate-2-sulfatase activity.